AUGCUCAACGUAAUAAAAAGCCAAUUUGUUUGGAAAGAUUGCGGUGCGAGUGAUGCUUAUUUUAGAUUCAAUUCACUCUCUGUCACACCUUUCCCAAUUAACUACCCAGGAUCAGAAGAGGUAAAAAUCGAGGGCACUAUUGUCAAAGACAUACCGGUGGAAAACUUUGAGUUUGUAAUAAACGCUACUAAACUGACCCCGUACAAAAUGCAAAUACCAUGCAUUACUGAUUUUGGAUCAUGUACAUAUGAUUACUGCGAAUACGCAAAGAAAAAGACCCAAGACUUGUACACAAUCUUCGCGCCCAUUGAGUGUCCACUUAAGGCAAACAAAUACUCAUUUGACUUAAAGGACAGGAAACUACCCGAUGUCGGCGAUAUCUUCAAGAAGAUCCUCGAGGGUCAAUUUGAAGCGACCGGCACUUAUAGAAAUGGCAAAACAGGACAAGUCUAUGGUUGUCUUUAUGGUAAAUUUGAAGUAAAGCUAUAGAUAUACUGUAUAUUCUGGCGAUUUUAUUGUUUAAAACAAUGUCUAUUACUAUUGUAUUCAUUUGCAGUAAUGUAUUGUAAUUUGUUAUAAUUAUAAAAAUCAGAAAAAGCAUUUAAAAAUCAUUAAAUUUAAAAUUAAAA
Messenger RNA from Medioppia subpectinata, 629 nucleotides. Lineage: Eukaryota; Metazoa; Arthropoda; Arachnida; Sarcoptiformes; Oppiidae. The record is from the annotation of a GenBank genome assembly.